CCCUUGUAAUUGCAAGUGAGUUGAGAUGUGAUGUAUGCAGCACCACAUGCACCUUAGCUUUUCAGUCAUAUCUUUCGAGUCAUUUAGACUCCCGGCAAUCAUGCUCAUAAUAAAUAGCAUUUUAUUACCCAAAGCCGCUAUUCUGGCACUGGAACGACAGCCACUUGGUAGAUGGGACGGGUAGUUUUUUGUGUUACUCAGUGUUGCUAGUAAGAAAGGAAAGCAACAAAGAGGGGACUUUGGCAAAGGAAAUCUUAUGGGUACACUGAAGCAGCAGAUCAGAAUUCAGAAACAAGAGCAAGAGCUGAAAUGUGAUUCUCUGGUGCUUGGUGUUACACUCAUCGCUACGAUAGAACUGUGUGGGGCACUCACAGGAGCUCUGUUCUGAUCAAGGAAUCUGCUAAAAGACCAUGCAGCCGCGGAGCCCAGCAAGCCACCGGGAAGUUUUGCCGGAGCUGAUUUCUAGGGGAUUUUCUGGUGCCUAGGAGAAUCCUGCUUGCCUUGAGCUGUAUGGAGGAGGGCUCGAGUUUCCCAUGAGGGGCCCCCUUGGAAAAGCCGUCUUGUACAGAAUCCAAGCUCUGCUUCUCUCUGUGUGCAAUUUCCAAAAGGCUUUUCUCACCUUUGCUGAUUUGCUGGUGUGACUUUCAUGCACUGAGUCCUGUGUAGGGAUCCAGGAUGGAUUGCCUGUGCAUUGUCACCACAAAGCAAAACCAAGGCAGAUGCCCAGCCCAGAAUUGUUCAGUGGAAGCCCCUGCUUGGAUGCCUGUCCAACACUGUACUAAGUAUCGAUAUCAAGAUGAGGAUGCUCCACAUGAUCAUUCCUUACCUCGACUAACUCAUGAAGUAAGAGGCCCAGAACUCGUGCAUGUAUCAGAAAAGAACCUCUCUCAAAUAGAAAAUGUGCAUGGAUACGUCUUGCAGUCUCACAUUUCUCCUCUGAAGGCCAGUCCUGCUCCUAUAAUUGUCAACACAGAUACUUUGGACACAAUUCCUUAUGUCAAUGGGACAGAAAUCGAAUAUGAAUUUGAAGAAAUUACACUGGAGAGGGGGAAUUCUGGCCUGGGCUUCAGUAUUGCUGGGGGGACAGAUAAUCCCCACAUCGGAGAUGAUCCUGGCAUAUUUAUUACGAAGAUUAUACCAGGAGGUGCUGCAGCAGAGGAUGGCAGACUCAGGGUCAACGAUUGUAUCUUGCGGGUGAAUGAGGUUGACGUGUCAGAGGUUUCCCACAGUAAGGCAGUGGAAGCCCUCAAGGAAGCGGGGUCUAUCGUUCGGCUGUAUGUGCGUAGAAGACGACCUAUUUUGGAGACCGUUGUGGAAAUCAAACUGUUCAAAGGCCCUAAAGGUUUAGGCUUCAGUAUUGCAGGAGGUGUGGGGAACCAGCACAUUCCUGGAGACAACAGCAUUUAUGUAACUAAAAUUAUAGAUGGAGGAGCUGCACAAAAAGAUGGAAGGUUACAAGUAGGAGAUAGACUACUAAUGGUAAACAACUACAGUUUAGAAGAAGUAACACAUGAAGAGGCAGUAGCAAUAUUGAAGAACACAUCAGAGGUGGUUUAUUUAAAAGUUGGCAAACCCACUACCAUUUAUAUGACUGAUCCUUAUGGUCCACCUGAUAUUACUCACUCUUAUUCUCCACCAAUGGAAAACCAUCUACUCUCUGGCAACAAUGGCACUUUAGAAUAUAAAACCUCCCUGCCACCCAUCUCUCCAGGAAGGUACUCACCAAUUCCAAAGCACAUGCUUAUUGACGACGACUACACCAGGCCUCCGGAACCUGUUUACAGCACUGUGAACAAACUAUGUGAUAAGCCUGCUUCUCCCAGGCACUAUUCCCCUGUUGAGUGUGACAAAAGCUUCCUUCUCUCAGCUCCCUAUUCACACUACCACCUAGGCCUGCUCCCUGACUCUGAGAUGACCAGUCAUUCCCAACAUAGCACCGCAACUCGUCAGCCUUCAGUGACUCUCCAACGGGCCAUCUCCCUGGAAGGAGAACCCCGCAAGGUGGUCCUGCACAAAGGCUCCACUGGCCUGGGCUUCAACAUUGUAGGUGGGGAAGAUGGAGAAGGUAUUUUUGUAUCCUUCAUUCUGGCUGGUGGACCAGCAGACCUAAGUGGGGAGCUCCAGAGAGGAGACCAGAUCCUAUCGGUGAAUGGCAUUGACCUCCGUGGUGCAUCCCAUGAACAGGCAGCUGCUGCACUAAAGGGGGCUGGACAGACAGUGACGAUUAUAGCACAAUAUCAACCUGAAGAUUACGCUCGAUUUGAGGCCAAAAUCCAUGACCUACGAGAGCAGAUGAUGAACCACAGCAUGAGUUCCGGGUCCGGGUCCCUGCGAACCAAUCAGAAACGCUCCCUCUAUGUCAGAGCCAUGUUCGACUAUGAUAAGAGCAAGGACAGUGGGCUGCCAAGUCAAGGACUUAGUUUUAAAUACGGAGAUAUUCUCCAUGUUAUCAAUGCCUCUGACGAUGAGUGGUGGCAAGCCAGGAGAGUCAUGCUGGAGGGGGACAGCGAGGAGAUGGGGGUCAUCCCCAGCAAACGGAGGGUGGAAAGAAAGGAACGUGCCCGUUUGAAGACAGUGAAGUUUAAUGCCAAACCUGGAGUGAUUGAUUCGAAAGGGUCAUUCAAUGACAAGCGUAAAAAGAGCUUCAUCUUUUCACGAAAAUUCCCAUUCUACAAGAACAAGGAGCAGAGUGAGCAGGAAACCAGUGAUCCUGAACAACAUGUUUCUUCUAAUGCCAGCGAUAGCGAAAGUAGCUACCGAGGACAAGAAGACCUCAUUCUUUCCUAUGAGCCUGUUACAAGGCAGGAAAUAAACUACACCCGGCCAGUGAUUAUCCUGGGGCCCAUGAAGGAUCGGAUCAAUGACGACUUAAUAUCUGAAUUCCCUGAUAAAUUUGGCUCCUGUGUGCCUCAUACCACGAGGCCAAAGCGAGACUACGAGGUGGAUGGCAGAGACUAUCACUUUGUCAUUUCCAGAGAACAAAUGGAGAAAGAUAUCCAAGAGCACAAGUUUAUAGAAGCCGGCCAGUACAAUGACAAUUUAUAUGGAACCAGUGUGCAGUCUGUGAGAUUUGUAGCAGAAAGAGGCAAACACUGUAUACUUGAUGUAUCAGGAAAUGCUAUCAAGCGAUUACAAGUUGCCCAGCUCUAUCCCAUUGCCAUCUUCAUAAAGCCCAGGUCUCUGGAACCUCUUAUGGAAAUGAAUAAGCGUCUAACAGAGGAACAAGCCAAGAAAACCUAUGAUCGAGCAAUUAAGCUAGAACAAGAAUUUGGAGAAUAUUUUACAGCUAUUGUCCAAGGAGACACUUUAGAAGAUAUAUAUAACCAAUGCAAGAUUGUUAUUGAAGAGCAAUCUGGGCCUUUCAUCUGGAUUCCCUCAAAGGAAAAGUUAUAAAUUAGCUACUGCGCCUCUGACAGCGACAGAAGAACAUUUAGAAGAACAAAAUAUAUAUAACAUACUACUUGGAGGCUUUUAUGUUUUUGUUGCAUUUAUGUUUUUGCAGUCAAUGUGAAUUCUUAUGAAUGUACAACACAAACUGUAUGAAGCCAUGAAGGAAACAGAGGGGCCACAGGGUGGGACAGAAAAGACAUUGCAGUGUGAAGGAAGGCUUUGGUUUGCUCAAAGUGCCAGGUGUAGGGAUGAACCUCUGACGGGCUUUCUGCCCAAGAGAUGAGAGCCUCCUCACCCCAGCGGAUGUCCAGAGCUGAUUUAGCUACAGAGCUCUCUGUGUCUUUUGCUUUAAAGAGAAAUUGCCAGCACUCGAACCUCACCAACCUUCCCAUUACCCACAUCUGUAAUUGGUACACUUUGAAUUUUAUAACUAUGCACAUCUUUUGAUUUCUUAACAAGCAAAUGAAAGAAAGAAGGAAAAAAAGAAAGGAGUCCCUUUGGAGACGACAUAUCUCUCUGGGAAGGAUAAAUGUGUAGCUAUGUUGACUGGCAUCUGCAAAGAUAAGCAUUUCAUAAAAUUUGCAAGUGAAUGGAGCACUAACCUUACAGACAGGAGGGGAUUCCACCUGGGGUUAGCUUUAUGAUUGUCGAUUGCCUAUUUUGCCAUUUUUAAACUGAAAGAAGGCACUAAAGAUGAGAAUAAUUUAUACAGUAAAAAUAUAUUAAAUGUAUAGAAACAAAUUUCUAUAGGUUAAAAAGUUUUGUGAAAUAUUUUGUAAAGACUAAUAUUGAAAGACUAAAUGUAUGCAGCAUCAGCAGAUGAUCAAAUUCAAGAACUGAAGGUUGCACUCUCCCUUUUGUUGCCAAUGAUCCAUUAAGAGCAUCUGAGUUCCUUUCAAGUCUGACAAAGACUUCUUCCUCACUUACCUCCCUUCCACAUUAGUGAUACACUCUCAUGGAGCACAUACCUUAAUGAGUUGCCUUCAUGGAUAUUUUGGGAAGACGUUUGGUUUAUGCAUUUUUUUAAGCUGAUGGCUUUUCAGAGACAAACUUAUGGAAAUGAUCUAAAGGGAGUUUUUGCUUUUCUCUAGUUAAAUAGCCUGAGCCUGCCAUGCAAAUAGUUUAAUAACUUUGUUCCUAGCUGCUGACACACAAUUUAUAAAGGACCGUUUAGCAUUUUGGCCAAUGAUGAGUAAUUAGGAUUAGUUUUUGUUUGUUUGUUUAACAGAGUAACUGAGAGUUUUGCAACAGCCAGAGACGGUAUUAGAGCCCAUGGGAGAUCUGUUCCUAGAUGCACUAUUUCUUUGAGGAAGAGAGAGAAGAGAAGUGACUGCUUGGGGGUGAGGGGCGCAGACUGUUUUAUUUCUAUGUACAGAGCAAAGAGAUAGAGUCACAAGGAAAGACAAUUAAUGACUUUGAGCUCAACCAAUUGAACUGCCUUUCUUGGAGCUGCACUUGGACCAAGUUUAUUUUUUAACAAUUAUAAUAAUGAUGAUUUUAAAAAAAGAAACCUCCCAAAGCCUAUAAACUGAACUAGAAGAGUUAGUUUCCCACUUUAGAGCGGAUGGCGACAUCAGCAUUGCUUUUGUCCAUGGUGUUUAGAGAGAGACUUUUCAGUGAUAAUAACCACUCUACUCUGGGUUCUGUGCAUUCCCACACUAAGCCCCAUCGCCUUAUUUCUGGGGUACAUCCAGACCUGGCAGGGAUUCUGCCACACUGUGCAGCAAACCAGCAUGUAGGCUGGGUAGGAGAGCAAGAGACAGAGCCAUCAGAGUGAUGGGGCUUCUUCCCAGUAAGAACAUCGGAGCUCAGAAUGAGAGUCUCUUUCCAAAAACAGGCAUUGUUCAUCUUACACUAAACAUCAUUGUCUGCCUGGCUGCAGUCACCAAAACAAACCCCAAAAUGCAAAAUCAUGCAUCUUCCUAUAGUCUUGAGGCUGUCUUUGCCAAUGGAAGGGCUAGCAAUGAAUUUUCCCUCUCAGGAAAGUUAAAUUUCCAGAGACUUCCUUAGAAUGCUCAAAAUGUUACAGAUAUGUCCAUGUCUGCAAUUCGCCAGUUUCAGGCCAAGGCCUACUUUCAUCAAUAUUGCUCCCAGAAGUUUUCUGCCACCAGAAUGCCAUUCCUGAUCCCAGCUCUAUUUUUAGGCCACCAUGAUAACUUCUUUGGUUUCUCAACUGAGCAUGCAACCAUUUAUUUAAAAGACUGUCAUUAAUGAGUAGAUGUUUUUGCGGGUCGUGUGAUGUGCUUUUCCAUUUACUAGUAUUGCUGUGGCUGAGUACAAUCAAAUUGAACCACCAAUCCUUGGUUUUGUAGUAAUAUAUUUAUUUUCCUAGUGUAGAUGCUUUCAAAUUAGAAUUGGCAUUUGCACUGAUUUUUUAUGUAGAUUUAUAUAAAUAUAUAGAUACAUAUAUAUUUGCUUGAAGAAUCACCAAGCAAAUUGGUGAGACGGUCUUUUCCUAUAGAAUUUACACCUCCAUUUGUUGUGUUGUCUUGCACUUCCCAAUGUUGAUGUCUCUAUGGCUCCAACGAACUGGUGUAUUUUGCAGCAAAUCUGAUGACAUGUAUGGAAAUGGCAUGAAAGUUACCCAGAUUACAUCUGGUGCAAAUGCAUCCGGAGCCUGGGGCCAGACUGGUGCUAACACUGCAAACUUUGUCCAGAGCUCUCUCCAACCUGAAGGCUUGCUGGGGGUGCCAUGUCACCUUCACACAUGCUGGGCCCUUUCAGAAAAGUGCCAGAUCGUGUCACUGGUGCUAUUUUUCAUGCUCUGGUACAAUGUGUAGCACCACGGGGGUCUCAGCUUUACCAAAAUCAAAAUUUCAUUUGUCGGCUAAUUGCAGAGGCAUUUCUUUUUUGCUCUCCUCCCACAGAAUUAUCGGCCAUUUAUUUGCAGGCCCUUUGCGGGAUUUCUUGGCUAUUUAUUUGCAGGCCUUUUCUCCCAGCCCCAGAUUCUUGGGUUGGCUCUGUCUGCUUAAAGAGCCUGUUUUUACAAAGCCGCACUCGGGUGCCUGUGUGCGCUGUCUCAUAUCCUACUGCCAGCCCUUCAGGACUCCGAGCCAGGAAAGAACUCUCUAGCCCCUGGCUCAAGACCCUAUUUGUUUUCUCAUUCUUUUCCUAACUCUCCUCCUUCUAUUUCUGACUCAUUCCAUCUCUCUCUUUUGUUUUCUUUGUUCCUCUACUUUUCCUAUUCUUCCUCCCCAUCAUCUCUGAGUUGUUGACUUUCUCCUAUAAUCCUUCUCUAUUUCUUUUCCCUUUUUGUCCACCUCUCCUUUAGUCUCUAUUUCUUUGCCCUUCUUAUUUCUUUUUUCCCUUCCUUUCCUGUCCCUUCUCCUCUCCUCGCAUCUCUGAUCAUCUUCUCCCGCACAUCCCUGUAUUGAUUUCUCUGUCCUCUAAAGGGCUCAUGGCUUACUCAGACAGCAAGUCCAUGCACUGGACUAAUGACACAAAUACUUUGGGUCGCCGUUUCAUCUACUCAGCCCAGAAAGCAAAGCUGAGCAUGAGGCCCUGACCUGGAGCAUGCUCCAGCCCGCCUCCCAGAGCCAGCCUGCACCGUUGCCCUGGCAGCGAUGAUGCAUGUGCUGUGGGCCCUGCCGGCCCUGGGUGCCUCUGCCUGAACGCUGCUCCUAAGUGAGCCUACCCCCAGCACUACCGCAUGGCUCUGAGGACACUUCCUUUCAAUAAAGGCAGCCUCUGGCCCCAAUUAUUCUGAUAGCAAACCUCUUCCUCCUCAUUGAAGCCAUGCCAUCACCUUGGUUUGGAGAGAGACAUUUUUUUCCCAUUCAUAAGCUUUCUUUUUCCCAUUUUCAUGUGAAGCCCCCUCUGCUUUUCAGCUGGUGGUUGCUCUGGUGAGACUGAAUGGACUUGCUGGUGAAAUGAAAUACCUUCUUUCCUGUCUUGGUCCUGCCUAAAUUCGUACAGAUAUAUUUAAGCCAAGGACUCAGGCUAGUUCCUAAGUUGAUCACAUUAAUUUGUCACUCCUAAGGGGAAAAAGAUCAACUCCCUUGAAGCAUGUGGAGUACCUCCUGUGACAGCUGACUUGCCAGGGGACUCCCUACAGAAUUCUGUGAUAGACAUUUUACUUCUGUGUAUGGAUGGUAUAUACAGUAUGUAUACCAUGUACACACAGGUUACAUUGAGUAUGAAUGGCUGUGGAUGGAAACCCACACACACACUCCAGUCUGUAAAUAUCCUUCCUCACUGAAACCUGUGCUUUGGAAAUCAUUUCUUGUACAGCUGUGCAGUUUCUUGUAACAGCUGAGGACAAAGCUAAGACAGGAGGACAAUUUAGACAAAGAUCAUCUAAAGAGUACAGUAUCUCCCUAGCAACUCAUGAGGACAGACAACCAAGUGGCUAGGUUGACUUCCAAUGGGAUGGCAGACUUUUCUUCUCUCCUUUUUGAGUUUGUGUUUCCUAAGUGUUUCUUAACUUCUGAGUGCACCAGGCUGUACCCGUUAGAUCCUUUCAAUAUGACAGUUUUGUGCUUCUCUCUGACAGGAUGUUUCUCCAUCGAGCUGUAGUGCAGGAUGGGAGGGAGGCGGGAAUACUCCUUGCCUGGGCUGGAGUUUACAGAGACACUGCACAGCUUACACUCCUGUUAAGUGUAAAUAUUCAACACUUCCAUUCCAUUUGUGUAAAAAAUAAAGCACACACGAUUAUAAAAUCAAGAUGUAUAUUUCAUACUCAGUGUGUCCGUGCAUAUUUAUUGCGUUUCUAGUUGUCAGCAGUGGGUGGUCCCAUUGUAAAAAUGCCUGAGAGUGUGUUUAUAAACAUGUCAUGGUUUUAUUAUAUAAAUAUUAAAACAUUUUAUACUUUAUAGCAAA
Cebus imitator (Panamanian white-faced capuchin) is the source of this 8208-nucleotide messenger RNA. RefSeq names its product discs large MAGUK scaffold protein 2 (gene DLG2). The transcript is spliced from 25 exons. The coding region runs from base 676 to 3393 and encodes 905 amino acids. Gene Ontology annotation, biological process: chemical synaptic transmission. Lineage: Eukaryota; Metazoa; Chordata; Mammalia; Primates; Cebidae. Gene Ontology annotation, cellular component: neuromuscular junction; neuron projection; postsynaptic density membrane. Gene Ontology annotation, molecular function: kinase binding. The record is from RefSeq and is a predicted model, not a curated record.